GCCACUUUCUUCCAUAAGAGCAGAGUACUACUCUAUUUUCCUCCUCUCUGCAGCCGCGACCGUUUCUCCCACCUCCCAUCUCCCUGAUAUCUUUGUUUUCCUUUUCCUUCCUCUGAGAAAUUUUCCAUUUAAUCAUAAAAGCUCUCAUGCCGUUGUAGCAAAACUCUUGUCUGAUUUCAAAGAAGAGUUUACCGGAAGACGUUAUCAAGGUGCCAUUCAUAUCUAAGUGAUUUGAGUUCAGCUUUGACAGGUGCCUUAAGAAAAUGAGGAGGACCCGUGGUCGUCCAGUUGGUAACAACAAUGAGCAAGGAAACAAUCACGAGCAGGAUUUGGCAGGAUUAGUAGCGCAACUUCAGAGGCAGUUGCAGGAGCAGCAACAAACCAUCGACCGUUUGACCGCGAACAAUCAAAGGGGCGGUGGUGAAGGGGAAAAUGCUGGAAAUAAUCAUGCUAGAGGGCACGGAGCACCGAGACAAGAACCUUUGAUGAUCACAUGGAGGAAGAUCAAGCCCGCAGAUUUCGAGGGGGGUCCAGACCCUCUAGCUGCUCAGGGAUGGCUGAAGACCGUGGAAGGCAUUGCUAAUGGGUUGGAACUAGCAGAUAAUGACAAGGUUCGAUGUGCAUCUUACAGCCUCACCAUGGAUGCUCGAAUAUGGUGGGAGACUGUGGAAACAAGGUACAACAUCGCGCAGAUGACAUGGGAGCAGUUCAAAGAGGAGUUCACCAACCAGUAUUUCAACGCUAGUGUCACACGUAGGUACCGGGAUGAGCUUCAGAGUCUACGCCAGGGAACCAUGGAUGUUACAACCUUGGUGGCAAAAUUUCAAAGACUGCUACGUAUUUGUCCUACAGCUGCGCCGACAGAAAGAGAUAAGGUGAGGAUGUUCCUGGCAGCUCUUAGGAAGGAUAUAGCAGUUCACUUGGAGAAUGGCAAUCAGACUCCAGCUACACUAGCUGACUGUGUUUUUAUAGCAACUCAAAAGGAGUACUACAUCUCUAGCGGUCCAGUACCCGCUCAGCCGCAGCCUGUGCCUUCACAGUCACAGAAUCAGUCACAACGACACAUGAACAAUUCGAAGAGUAACAAGAAGAGAAAUUUCACGGGCAAUGAUGGAAAAGGAGCUGGUCACCAUCAGGGACACCAAAAUAAACAGAUGAAAUUUCCACAGUGUACAAAUUGUGGCCGUAAUCAUCCAGGCCAAUGCAGAUUAGGUUCUAGAGCUUGCUACACUUGCGGCCUUGAGGGCCAUAUGUCGAGAGAUUGUCCAAGAAAGAAUCAGCAAAACUACCAGAUCACUCACAUGCCAAGAAAUCCAACACCUUCAGCGGUUGUCCAUAAUAUGCAGGCUUAUCUAGAAGGACCAUCCAUCCAGCAAGGGCGUCUUGAGGCACCACCAGAGGCUCCGGUUGCUAGAGUGUUCACAAUCUCGAAAGAGGAGGCAUCGAUAAAUCCCGGUGUUGUCACAGGUCAGAUACUUGUUCUUAAUAGAUACGCUAAUGUGCUAUUUGACACUGGAGCCACACAUUCCUUUGUAUCUCUUGAGUUUGCUAGAUCGUUAGCAGCACAUCAAGAUAAGUUAGAUUGUAAGUUCACCACAGCACUUCCGUCAGGAGAGAUCAUGUUGUCGACUCAUUGGUUACGAGCAGUGCCAAUGAGUAUUGCAGGGAGAGAGUUAUUUGUGGAUCUGAUCGUGCGUGAUAUGAGAGAUUAUGAUGUGAUUCUUGGCAUGGAUUUUCUGCAGAAGUAUAGUGCUUCAAUUAUAUGCUGAAAAAGAAUUGUUAGUUUUGCGCCUGCAGGGUCUAAUCCUUUCUUGUUUCUUGGGGAGCCAAAAGGAUCAGGGAAAGUGAUGAUUUCUGCAUUGCAAGCAAGGAGACUUAUUCGGAGUGGAUGUGAAGCUUUCUUAGCUCACAUUGUAGACAAGAGCACUGGAGAACCCAUUCAGUUAUCUGAAGUUCAAUUGUGGAGGAUUACAGUGAUGUUUUCCCCGAAGAUCUUCCUGGACUACCACCGAGUAGAGAGAUUGAGUUCGAGAUUGAGCUGCUGCCCGGUACUGCACCAAUAUCUAGAGCACCAUAUCGAAUGGCCCCAGCGGAGUUACAAGAACUCCACAAACAGUUGCAGGAGUUACUAGAGAAGGGUUUCAUUCGGCCCAGUUACUCACCGUGGGGAGCUCCAGUAUUGUUCGUGAAGAAGAAGGAUGGCACAAUGAGGUUGUGCAUAGAUUAUAGAGAGCUCAAUAAAGUGACUAUCAAGAAUAGGUAUCCCCUGCCUAGAAUUGAUGACCUGUUUGACCAGUUGAAGGGAGCGGUGAUUUUCUCCAAGAUCGACCUUCGUUCAGGGUAUCAUCAGCUAAGAAUCAAGGAAGGUGACAUCCCAAAAACAGCUUUCAGGUCGCGGUAUGGACACUAUGAAUUUGUGGUUAUGCCUUUCGGCCUGACUAAUGCUCCAGCGGCGUUCAUGGAUUUGAUGAAUAGAGUGUUCAGGGAGUUUCUUGACAAGUUUGUCAUUGUUUUCAUUGAUGAUAUUUUGAUCUACUCAGAGUCCAAGGAGGAGCAUGAAAAACACUUGAGAGAAGUACUGGAGACACUGAGAAAACAUAAGCUAUAUGCUAAGUUUUCAAAGUGUGAGUUCUGGCUUGAUCAUGUAGCAUUCCUUGGCCACGUAGUUUCAAAGCAGGGGGUUUCGGUGGAUCCCUCAAAAGUAGCAGCUGUUCGAGAUUGGAGCAGGCCGAAGAAUGCGAAAGAAGUUCGAAGUUUCUUAUGCCUUGCGGGGUAUUAUAGGAAGUUUGUGGAAGGCUUCUCUGCUAUAGCUCUUCCAUUGACUAUCUUGACCCGUAAGGGUAAGAAAUUUGAGUGGACUGGUCGUUGUGAGGAGAGUUUCCAAGAGCUGAAAGAUAGGUUGACAUCUGCACACGUUUUAGCACUCCCAGAAGGCAAGGAAGGGUUUGUUAUCUUCACAGACGCAUCGAAGAUGGGACUUGGAGCAGUUCUUAUGCAGAAUGAACGAGUUAUUGCUUGGACUCUGAGUAGAUCAGUUGUGGAGGAUUACAGUGAUGUUUUUCCCGAAGAUCUUCCUGGACUACCACCGAGUAGAGAGAUUGAGUUCGAGAUUGAGCUGCUGCCCGGUACUGCACCAAUAUCUAGAGCACCAUAUCGAAUGGCCCCAGCGGAGUUACAAGAACUCCACAAACAGUUGCAGGAGUUACUAGAGAAGGGUUUCAUUCGACCCAGUUACUCACCGUGGGGAGCUCCAGUAUUGUUCGUGAAAAAGAAGGAUGGCACAAUGAGGUUGUGCAUAGAUUAUAGAGAGCUCAAUAAAGUGACUAUCAAGAAUAGGUAUCCCCUGCCUAGAAUUGAUGACCUGUUUGACCAGUUGAAGGGAGCGGUGAUUUUCUCCAAGAUCGACCUUCGUUCAGGGUAUCAUCAGCUAAGAAUCAAGGAAGGUGACAUCCCAAAAACAGCUUUCAGGUCGUGGUAUGGACACUAUGAAUUUGUGGUUAUGCCUUUCGGCCUGACUAAUGCUCCAGCGGCGUUCAUGGAUUUGAUGAAUAGAGUGUUCAGGGAGUUUCUUGACAAGUUUGUCAUUGUUUUCAUUGAUGAUAUUUUGAUCUACUCAAAGUCCAAGGAGGAGCAUGAAAAACACUUGAGAGAAGUACUGGAGACACUGAGAAAACAUAAGCUAUAUGCUAAGUUUUCAAAGUGUGAGUUCUGGCUUGAUCAUGUAGCAUUCCUUGGCCACGUAGUUUCAAAGCAGGGGGUUUCGGUGGAUCCCUCAAAAGUAGCAGCUGUUCGAGAUUGGAGCAGGCCGAAGAAUGCGAAAGAAGUUCGAAGUUUCUUAGGCCUUGCGGGGUAUUAUAGGAAGUUUGUGGAAGGCUUCUCUGCUAUAGCUCUUCCAUUGACUACCUUGACCCGUAAGGGUAAGAAAUUUGAGUGGACUGGUCGUUGUGAGGAGAGUUUCCAAGAGCUGAAAGAUAGGUUGACAUCUGCACACGUUUUAGCACUCCCAGAAGGCAAGGAAGGGUUUGUUAUCUUCACAGACGCAUCGAAGAUGGGACUUGGAGCAGUUCUUAUGCAGAAUGAACGAGUUAUUGCUUAUGCGUCUCGGCAACUCAAGGACUAUGAAGCGAAUUAUCCUACCCGUGACUUGGAGUUGGCAGCGGUGAUACAUGCGUUGAAGAUUUGGAGACAUUACUUGUAUGGAGUCCAGUGCAAGAUCUUCACUGAUCACAAAAGCCUGAAAUACAUAUUCACACAGAAGGACCUCAACAUGAGGCAAAGAAGGUGGCUUGAGCUAGUGAAAGACUAUGAUUGUGAGAUCCUUUAUCAUCCGGGGAAAGCUAACAAGGUAGCAGAUGCACUUAGUAGGAAGUCUUCUGCAACAGUAAUGUCCAUGAUGGUAAUGGAUCCAAGGCUGAGGAAAGAAAUUGAAGAUUUUGAGUCGGAGAUUGUAGCAGCUAUGACAACGACUCCAUCAAUAUUUGGGAACAUGGCUAUGAAGCAAGAACUUGAUCCUGAGUUAGUUAAGUUGAAAGAGUGUGUCAAGGAGGGAAAAUGUCCCGAAUUCCGUGUGGAUCAAACUGGAAGAUUAUUACUCCAUAAUAGGUUGUGCAUCCCAGACAUUGAGGGGUUGAGGAAGCAGAUUAUGAAGGAGGCUCAUGAGACAUCAUUUACUAUGCAUCCUGGUUCGACCAAGAUGUACCACGACCUGAAGAAAAACUUUUGGUGGUCAGGGAUGAAGAAAGAUGUUGCAAAGUUCGUUCAGUCAUGUUUGACAUGUCAACAAGUUAAGGCUGAACAUCAAAGGCCAGGUGGAGAACUUCAACCUAUCCAGAUUCCGGAGUGGAAAUGGGAUGAGAUAUCAAUGGACUUUAUUAUGGGUUUGCCGAAGACAACUGGAGGUUAUGACGCUAUAUGGGUUAUAGUGGACAGAUUGACUAAAUCUGCUCAUUUUAUCCCAAUUUCAGCAAGUAUUUCUUUGGAGAAGUUGGCAAAAAUAUAUAUACAGGAGAUUGUUAGAUUGCAUGGUGUUCCGAAGAGUAUCAUUUCUGAUAGAGAUUCCAGAUUUACGUCUCACUUUUGGAAGUGUGUACAACAAUCAUUGGGCACGAAGUUGAAGUUUAGUACCGCUUUUCAUCCUCAGACAGAUGGCCAGACAGAGAGAACAAAUCAGAUUUUAGAAGAUAUGUUACGGGCAUGCACUCUAGAUUUUCAAGGAGGAUGGGCAAAAUACCUUAGUUUGGCAGAGUUUGCUUAUAAUAACAGUUAUCAAGCAACCAUCGGCAUGGCUCCAUAUGAGGCGUUGUAUGGGAGAAGGUGUAGAUCUCCCAUAUCAUGGCAUGAAACGGGAGAAAAGAAGAUUCUAGAAGAGGAACUACAAGGAAGGACUGAGUUGAUAGAUGAGACUUCAGAAGCUAUUAAGACUAUCCGACAAAGGAUAGAGUCUGCCCAUUGCAGACAGAAAAGUUAUGCAGAUGUUCGAAGGAGACCUCUAGAAUUCGAAGUGGGGGAUUUUGUUUUCGUCAAGAUAGCCCCGAUGAAGGGUGUGAUGCGAUUUGGGAAGAAAGGAAAGCUUAGCCCCAGAUUCACCGGACCAUAUGAGAUCACUAGACGAGUUGGGAAGGUAGCUUAUGAGCUCGCGCUACCAGAAGAGUUCUCUGGCAUUCAUAAUGUCUUUCAUGUUUCAAUGUUGAGAAAAUACUUUGCUGAUCCAGAGCAUGUUUUGAUACCCCCAAUAGUAGAAGUGCAAAAAGAUUUGUCAUACGAUGAGAAGCCGGUACAAAUCCUUGACCGAGAGGUUAGACGUCUCCGGAAUAAAGAGAUAGCUCUAGUAAAAGUGUUGUGGCAAAAUCAAAAAGUUGAAGAAACUACUUGGGAGGUUGAGGACGACAUGAGGCGUCGUUAUCCCGAGUUGUUCUAAGUUUCGAGGACGAAACUUUUAUAAGGUGGGAGGGGUUGUGACACCCCGAUUUUAUGAGCUAGUCAUAUUAAUCAAUAUUAAUAUUUAUUUUAGUCAGUUAAAUAAGUUUUUCUAUGACUAAUGUGAUUUAUUGUGUGAUCACGUGUUGUUCUGGCAGGUAACGUUGACCGGUAAGCUGUAACAAUUUUUAAGUGAAGGAAAUAAGUAAUGUUUUAAAGCUUAAUCAAUCUAUUUUGAAAUAGAGAAUACUUUUAAUGUUGGAUUUUUUAAAGAAUAUUAGGAGCCCAAAUCAAUGUAGCCCAAAUAAGUCUCUUUUAUACUAAAUCCCUAGAGAAGUUACGCCACUUUCUUCCAUAAGAGCCGAGUACUACUCUAUUUUCCUCCUCUCUGCAGCCGCGACCGUUUCUCCCACCUCCCAUCUCCCUGAUAUCUUUGUUUUCCUUUUCCUUCCUCUGAGAAAUUUUCCAUUUAAUCAUAAAAGCUCUCAUGCCGUUGUAGCAAAACUCUUGUCUGAUUUCAAAGAAGAGUUUACCGGAAGACGUUAUCAAGGUGCCAUUCAUAUCUAAGUGAUUUGAGUUCAGCUUUGACAGAUACUAAGGGUAAGGCCAAGGCCUAGGAAGAUGAUGAGGGAGUGGAACGCGUGCCAAGAUGAGUUAACGGGAACGACCUUGGCGGAUUCUAGCUAAUUUUUAUUUUACUCCAGUAUUUCAGUUGUUAGAAUAAAAGAUUAUUAUUACUUUAUUUUAUUUGAGGAUUGAAGUUUGAAUAAAUUCCUGGAUCCAGG
This is a messenger RNA of Cuscuta europaea, 6701 nucleotides long. NCBI's taxonomy places the organism in Eukaryota, Viridiplantae, Streptophyta, Magnoliopsida, Solanales, Convolvulaceae. The record is from the annotation of a GenBank genome assembly.